AUGAAUCCUCCACGACUCGAGCUGGCAGCCAGCGACGAAAGACAACAAUUUCUAGCCCAACCGGUACCGGCACCAGUAGCUCCGCAGCGCCCUGGUCUGGGCGCGCGUACUUCUUCUGCUCCAUCGGGCGAACUAUAUAAACUGGAUUCAGGCCGCAAACCGCCACCAUCGCCAGGACUGAAUUUACCAUCAAUGACUGAGAUGAUAGAAAAACAAGGACCCAGCUCUGCUGCCUGGCCUCGCUCCCAUGGCGAUGAGGAACCACCCCACACCGGUCUCCCCGAAGUGACCAUUGCGGUAGUGGGUGAAGAUAAUGCCGGCAAAAGCAGCUUCAUAAAGUGUGCGCUGGAUAUGAAACAGCCAUCGUCUUCAAUUUUAACUAAAAAGAAGAUGUCAUUGGAUGGAUCGAUCUAUGCAGUGGGCUUGUUGGAGAUCGAUUUGAAACAGGUCAUAUUCGAAGGUCAUAAUGUCAUGUGGCCGAGAGUUGGAAACGACAAGUCUGUUCCCAUCAUCGAUGGAGUACUUCUGCUCCAUGAUUCCACUCAACCGGAUAAGGUCGAUGUGACGACUGAACUUGCAGGUAAGCUCUCCUUAGAAGUGGCCAUUGACCAUAUUAUUUUACCGCUGCCUACUAACCUUUGGAUCGAUCUAGACGCGCUUGGUACAUCGAUACCAUUCCUGCUAGUCGCCUGUAAAUGUGAUCUGCGCCCGGAAGACAGCGAUUUAGGCGUAUCGAACGACCGACACCAUAUUUAUCGAACUUCACCAGAUUCACCAAGAUCUCAACAAAUGUGCAUUGCCCUUGUUCUGAGAUCGGUUAUACUAUCUCGAAAAGGUAUUUAUUUCCUGUUCAAUUCCCUUUUUCUUACGUCCCCUAUGUCCCCUAGAUUCUGUUCAGGCCUGGUUACGUCCGACCAUAUUUAUAACCCUCCCAACCCUUCCCCGCGCUCCCCGUCUUUCCUUCCCCAUCCUACUCAAGGCAUUCACUCUCGUGCCAAUCCACAGUCUCCUUUUAUAAAUCCUGGAGCUGCUGGCGGCUCAUUGACAGGUCUGGCUCUGUCCGAAGCCGAUGACCGGGACAAGCCUAAGCCCCCGUCUCUCAAUCUGGCGCAACAACAGCAUGUUCCAUCUGCUCGAAAUGCUAGGAGAGACUCACGACCGCAAACUCCACCUUCUGGGGCGCGGCUAAAUCAGCGCCGACCAUCUGCACAGGGCUCUGCUCAGGGAGACAGCCCACCACUCAAGGAUUACAACCUCCGACCGCAAAAUAAUUGGCGACAUAGUGGCGACGCCUUCGAUACCUUUUUGAAUAUGGAUGAUGAGAUGGAUGAUGGGCAGCCCGUGAGCCCAACCAGCGCCGUGCGCACAAAACCAAGCAGCGAAAGCAGUUCCAGCGCUGAUGUUGGAAUUUCCUUCGAUGAACUGGUCGACCGCCUCGUCGCCGUGCCCUUAUCGAAACAAGACUCCAAAUUCGUCGCUAUCUUCCUCUGCCUCUACCGAAAAUUCGCCGCCCCAUCCACCCUCCUCAAUGCCCUAAUAAUUCGGUUCGAAAAGAACGAAAUCAGCAAUGAGGACCAGCUUGCUCGAAUGGCAAACCAGCUACGACUAUUGAACGUGAUAGCCAUAUGGGCUGCCGACUACCCGGGUGAUUUCGCUUUCCCCAGAACUCGAAAGCGCAUCAAUGACUUUGUGUGUACGCUUGAAAAGAGCCAUUUCUACAUGUUUGCCGCCAAGGAAAUUGGAUCUUUUUUGGAGCCAAACGCCGAAGACGAUGAUAUGGGCUGGGCAUUUCGAGAUGGCGAAGACGAUGAUUCAGCCCCUACCGAGACCUUUUUCGACAAUUCCGGCCGAAGCUCACCAGCACCCUUCUUGACAGGCUCUUAUAACGACGAAGACGAAGCAGAGGAAGACCCUCUAUAUAGCAUGAACGCGUUGGAUCUCAGCGACGGGCCCCAUGAUCGACUCUCACGAACAUUUUCCGUCACAUCUACUACCGACAAACCCUCCUCAACCCUCAACCAAUCAUUCACCGUUUUAACACUAGAGGCUUCCCAGAAAGAGGCCAAUCGAUUAGAACUGACUUGUCGUACUCCACUCACCAAAGUCCAAUGGCGGACCUUCAUGGACAUUCCCGAGGAGGACUUCGCCCGGGAACUUACCCGCAUCGACUGGAUCGAAUAUAAUUCAUUCCGACCACGCGAUCUCGUACGCCACGUCAGCAUCUCAGGAGUUGACAAGGAAAAGAUCAAGAGCCUCGAGAAUGUCAACCGGAUGAUCAAGCAGUUCAAUCACCUGGCAUUUUUUGUGGCGAGCAUGAUCCUACUCCGGGAUAAGCCCAAGCACCGAGCAAGGUGCCUGGAGAAAUUCAUGGGCAUUGCAGUGAAACUGCGACGACAAAAUAACUACAACUCAUUAGGUGCUGUCAUUGCCGCCAUCAAUGGCACACCCGUACAUCGUUUAACACAGACCAAAGACUUGAUCCCGAUUCCAACCCAGAAAGAAUUCAUGCGGCUAGUCAUUCUCAUGAGUACUCAAAGAAGUCACUUUGCCUACCGUCUGGCCUGGGAGAACUCGUUCUCUGAACGAAUCCCAUUCAUUCCGCUGCACCGCCGCGAUCUCGUUUCCGCAGAAGAAGGAAACAAAACCUUCUAUGGCGAGAACAAAUCCCGCAUCAACUGGAAGAAGUUUGAGGUUAUGGGUGAGGUGGUCCUUGGUAUUCAACGGAGUCAAAAAACCCCCCAUCCUCAGGCCCAGAAAUUUGAAGAGAUCGAAAGAUUAGUCCUGGAUGCCAAGCUAUCGGGUGAUGAAGAGGAUUUGUACGCCCGUAGCUUGCUCGUUGAACCCUCCACCAGCGGCGAACCUCUCCCAGGCCACAAAUGCUCCACACCAAGCCCACUACACAGACGUCUCCGCGAACUCUUCCGCGCCGAGCAAACAAGCACUUCAACACUCCUCUCAGAAAUCACAUCCACAUCUACAUCUUCAUCUUCGUCAGAAUCUGCAGUCCCAAAGCCAUUCUCUGUUCCAUCCACAGCAGAAGAAUAUACCAUCCGCAUCCAGGAAGCCGAGCAGCUGGCUCAAUACGCCAAGGCGCAGCGAACGUAUUCGCUGCUUUUGGAGCGGUAUAAUAAUGGAAUGAAUAUGGAUGAAGAGGAGAGGAUUCGGCUGACUGCGAGACGGGUUGGGUUUGAUUUGCCAGAGUUGCAUGAUCCCAAUGCUAAGGAGGACUGA
Molecule: messenger RNA, 3231 nt
Organism: Penicillium taxi
Lineage: Eukaryota; Fungi; Ascomycota; Eurotiomycetes; Eurotiales; Aspergillaceae
Product: putative Ras guanyl-nucleotide exchange factor RasGEF
Exons: 6
Coding region: 1-3231 (1076 amino acids)
Biological process (GO): Ras protein signal transduction; positive regulation of GTPase activity
Cellular component (GO): plasma membrane
Molecular function (GO): guanyl-nucleotide exchange factor activity
Source: RefSeq, a predicted model, not a curated record